UUGCCUUGCCUUCACCAUGUACUCCACUCAUUCCUUUGAUUCCCAACAUAGCCACCGUUGUCUAUCCGUAACAAUUGUCUUCUCAUUACAGGCAGUCAAAUAAAGGGCGGCAAAAGCGAAAGCAAUUGGUGACAACGUAAUUAAGGGCAUCCUUAUGUCGGAGAAAGGAGAGGCCUCACUGCAGAAUGACGUCCCAUGGAGGGUCUCAGACAGAAAUGCCAUCCCAAAAAUCCACCUUUCUACUGUUCUCCGCGUCCCACAAAAUCCGCAGACCAAUUAUGCACUCUCACUCAUGAGGCAUCCGAAUCCCUUAGGAAGUGGGUUGGCGAGGGAGGCGACAAUGGAGGCAGCAGGCCCUGAGUGUAUCGUUCCUGGCCAGAUUACACCACUUCGUUUGCUGGGUGUCAAGGCAUGGCCCAUUGAAGCUAACCUGAAAUUUUUGUAACCAGCUGGAAGAGAACUUAAGCGACUAGGGAAGCUAAACUACAUAAUUUUACUCCUCCCAUAGACUGUAAUUUAAUUAUCAAUUUUUAAGGAGUAAAUUUGGUUGUGUUUCAGAUUUGUCAUAUGCCUUCAAUAUAAAAUUUUGCAACUA
This is a messenger RNA of Rubroshorea leprosula, 595 nucleotides long. Lineage: Eukaryota; Viridiplantae; Streptophyta; Magnoliopsida; Malvales; Dipterocarpaceae. The record is from the annotation of a GenBank genome assembly.